Messenger RNA from Saccharomyces eubayanus, 2301 nucleotides. RefSeq names its product DEAH-box ATP-dependent RNA helicase PRP43 (gene PRP43). Gene Ontology annotation, cellular component: intracellular anatomical structure; spliceosomal complex. Lineage: Eukaryota; Fungi; Ascomycota; Saccharomycetes; Saccharomycetales; Saccharomycetaceae. The record is from RefSeq and is a predicted model, not a curated record. Gene Ontology annotation, molecular function: RNA binding; ATP binding; RNA helicase activity. The transcript has a single exon. Bases 1 to 2301 code for a protein of 766 amino acids.
AUGGGUUCCAAAAGAAGAUUUUCGUCAGAGCAUCCAGAUCCAGUUCAAACUUCUAUUCCAGAGCAGGCUGCUGAGAUUGCUGAGGAAUUAACGAAACAGCAUCCUCCUCCAUCUGCAGAAGCGCUAGUGCACCAUGAUGCCGGUGAGUUUAAAGGAAUAGAACGUCAUCACACUACCGCAGAGCAAGCCCAAAAUUUGGAAAAUGGAGUGGUAAAUCCGUUUACUGGCAGAGAGUUCACACCAAAAUAUGUCGAUAUCUUAAAGAUUAGAAGAGAAUUGCCUGUCCAUGCUCAAAGAGAUGAGUUUUUGAAAAUUUAUCAAAAUAACCAAAUCAUGGUCUUCGUUGGUGAAACCGGUUCCGGUAAGACUACACAAAUUCCCCAAUUUGUCUUAUUCGAUGAGAUGCCCCAUUUAGAAAACACGCAAGUUGCAUGUACCCAGCCUCGUCGUGUUGCCGCAAUGUCUGUUGCACAGAGAGUCGCAGAAGAAAUGGAUGUCAAGCUGGGUGAAGAAGUCGGUUACUCCAUUAGAUUCGAAAACAAGACCUCUAAUAAGACCAUAUUGAAAUAUAUGACUGAUGGUAUGUUGUUGAGAGAGGCAAUGGAUGAUCACGAUUUAUCCCGUUACUCUUGUAUUAUUUUAGAUGAAGCGCACGAACGUACUUUAGCUACUGAUAUUUUAAUGGGUCUUCUAAAGCAAGUAAUCAAGAGAAGACCUGACUUGAAAAUCAUUAUCAUGUCCGCCACUUUAGAUGCUGAAAAGUUCCAACGUUACUUCAACGAUGCCCCAUUACUUGCUGUUCCAGGUAGAACUUAUCCAGUUGAACUAUACUAUACUCCUGAAUUUCAAAGAGACUAUUUAGAUUCGGCCAUUCGUACUGUUUUACAGAUUCACGCGACAGAAGAAGCUGGUGAUAUUUUGUUGUUUUUAACAGGUGAAGAUGAAAUUGAAGACGCAGUAAGGAAGAUUUCUUUAGAGGGUGACCAGUUAGUCAGAGAAGAGGGAUGCGGACCAUUGUCUGUGUACCCCUUAUAUGGUUCGUUACCACCACACCAACAGCAAAGAAUUUUCGAAGCAGCUCCAGAAUCACAUAAUGGUAGACCGGGUAGAAAAAUUGUCAUCUCUACCAAUAUUGCUGAAACUUCCUUAACAAUUGAUGGUAUUGUCUAUGUUGUCGACCCAGGUUUCUCAAAGCAAAAAGUUUACAAUCCCAGAAUCAGAGUUGAGUCUUUGUUAGUUUCUCCUAUCUCCAAGGCCUCUGCCCAACAAAGAGCUGGUCGUGCUGGUCGUACAAGACCUGGUAAAUGUUUCAGAUUAUACACUGAGGAAGCAUUUCAAAAAGAACUGAUAGAACAAAGUUAUCCAGAAAUCUUACGUUCCAAUUUAUCUUCUACUGUUUUAGAACUGAAAAAACUGGGUAUUGAUGAUUUAGUGCAUUUUGACUUUAUGGAUCCACCGGCCCCUGAAACAAUGAUGAGAGCUCUUGAGGAGUUGAACUAUUUGGCCUGUUUAGAUGAUGAAGGUAACUUAACAUCCUUGGGUAGGUUGGCAUCUCAAUUCCCAUUAGAUCCAAUGUUAGCUGUGAUGUUGAUUGGUUCUUUCGAAUUCCAAUGCUCCCAAGAAAUACUGACCAUAGUGGCCAUGUUAUCAGUACCAAAUGUAUUCAUUCGUCCAACAAAGGACAAGAAACGCGCAGAUGAUGCCAAGAACAUAUUCGCUCACCCAGAUGGUGAUCAUAUCACUUUACUAAACGUAUAUCACGGGUUCAAGUCAGACGAGGCUUAUGAAUAUGGUAUUCAUAAAUGGUGCCGUGAUCACUACUUAAAUCACAGAUCUAUUUCCGCUGCAGAUAACAUUCGCYCUCAACUAGAAAGAUUAAUGAACCGUUACAACUUAGAACUAAACACUACAGAUUAUGAUAGCCCCAAAUAUUUCGAUAACAUCAGAAAGGCUCUUGCCUCUGGGUUCUUCAUGCAAGUAGCAAAGAAGAGAUCUGGUGCAAAGGGAUACAUCACAGUGAAAGACAACCAAGACGUCUUGAUCCACCCCAGUACAGUUCUUGGUCAUGACGCAGAAUGGGUCAUUUACAAUGAAUUCGUCCUCACGUCGAAGAAUUACAUAAGAACAGUCACAUCUGUUAGACCCGAAUGGCUAAUUGAAAUAGCACCUGCAUACUACGAUAUGGACAAUUUCCAAAAGGGUGAUGUCAAACUGUCGCUAGAAAGAAUCAAGGAAAAAGUAGAUAGAUUGAACGACUUGAAGCAAGAUAAAACCAAAAAGAGCAAGCACUCUAAGAAAUAA